Rubroshorea leprosula is the source of this 1112-nucleotide messenger RNA. The record is from the annotation of a GenBank genome assembly. Lineage: Eukaryota; Viridiplantae; Streptophyta; Magnoliopsida; Malvales; Dipterocarpaceae.
UUUGGAGGCCUCCCUUCCCUUAUCUGCAGAAAAACCCUAGGCAGCUCGCCCGCCUCCGCCUCUGUCUUAUCAACGAAAAUGACUCAAGAAGCCGUGAACCCGAAGGCGUACCCUCUUGCUGAUGCGCAGCUGACAAUGACGAUUCUGGAUCUUGUUCAACAGGCUGCCAACUAUAAGCAGCUUAAAAAGGGUGCCAAUGAAGCAACCAAGACCUUAAACAGGGGGAUUUCUGAGUUUAUUGUGAUGGCUGCAGAUACGGAGCCUCUUGAGAUUUUGUUACAUCUCCCUCUGCUUGCGGAGGAUAAGAAUGUGCCCUAUGUAUUUGUCCCAUCAAAGCAAGCACUUGGCCGAGCAUGUGGUGUCACUAGGCCUGUAAUUGCUUGUUCUGUGACUACAAACGAAGGAAGCCAGAUGAAAUCUCAAAUACAACAACUCAAGGAUGCCAUUGAGAAGCUCAUGAUCUAAAAGCUUUGUGGAACUUGGUACUCGGUGUGAUAGGCCUCUUGGAUUGUGGUGGCCGCUCCUUUAGGCUUUGACUGAUAAAGUUGUGCUACUAGCCAAGCUUAAUGUUUGAUGUUUAUUACUGUUAUUUUGUCAUGUUGGUUUAGUUUGCAAGCUGAGAAAGAAAAUCCUUGAAUCCCUAUUUUACUAGAACUCAGUUUUGAAUGAUGCUUUAUAAACUCUUGCUUGAGCUUGUUUAAUUUGUUUUCUUUAAUUUGAUAAAUUCAGCCUUAUGGAGGGUGUUUUUACAUUUUAAUCAUGGAGUGACCAUCCUGACCUAAUCUUGUUAUAGGGGCUCAAAAGAGACUAAAGAGUAAACAGUCCCUCCAUAAUUCCAUACUACUAGUUUACAGGGAAAAUACUAAAAAUAGUCCAUUUCAAGUUGUCUUUAUGUUACAUUUAAGUUUUUCUGAUGAUUCAGUUGGCUUUUGUGGUUAAUUUGUAUUGUAGAGGAUUUAUGAUGGAAUUAUCAUCUGAUCCUAGUUAAGGAUGUUGAUGUGACGUGGUUUCUUUUUCUUUUUCUCUCUUUUUUUCUGCUUUGCAAUUUGUGGGGAAUUAUGGUGGUGGUGCUCCUGCACAACCAAUGGGCUGAUAGCCCAGGUGAGGUUGCU